AGCAAGCAUAAAGAAGGAAGUUUAUAUGCCAGAAAAGUUAAUAUGUGCCAUAUCAGCACCCAAAAGAUGUCACGUGCAGCAGUCAUUUGUCUGACAGUAUUUGUAAUCAUUAUGCAAACAAAAGAUAAUGUAAAUGCUGCAAUUCAUCUGACAGCAACUCCUUACCUGCAAACAUUUGUAUCACAUGACACGUACGAUGGAAAUACAUCAUUUUAUCCGGAACGAAAGUAUUCUCGCGACUGGUUAAUUAUAAGCCAAAUUCCGAAUUACAAUAUCACAAUAGAAUUCAUCGAAUGUGCCUUGGAGACGGGAAAUAAUAAAGGAGUUUGUAUAGGGGAUAACGUAUUUGUUUAUGAUGGUACAAAUGCAAGCGCAACUCUACUUAAAGAGACUUGCUGUGGAAUUUAUGACACAGUCCCGUUCACAGUGCAGAGCACAUACGGCUAUAUGUAUGUUCUUUUUCAAACUGACGACACAGUUGGCAGGGAAGGUUUUCGUAUAAGUUAUAUACUGGAGGGAGCACCAACGACAACUGCAAGUGACACCACAAGCACAAACCACGAUAGUAAACUACCAAUGUAUAUAGCUGUUGGAUGUGCCGUACUUGUAGCUUCAAUCAUAUUAUUUAUUUCUGCUGUAUGUUGUUACAAAAGGAAGACAGCCAGUGGUGAUAAUACUCAAUGCUAUGAAAAUUAUGAAAUAAAAACAUAAAAGCUCCAAUCAACAAAAUUCGGAAAAAAAGUGAUAAAUUGACAACAUUGAACGAGUAAAUGCAUGACUAGCCACCAAUAUUCGAUUGUAGUACGGUAUAAUUUUGAUAUCAGAUCUUUAAUUUAUUUGAAUUGAAUAAAAGAAUAAGUGAGGUAUGCUUCACUGAGAUAGCAGUUAUGUGACACAAAUAACUAAAAACACGUAGGGGUAAGCAUAAAGUGUACAACGAUAUAUUGGUGUCUAUUCAUUGUGUCAAGCUUUAACUUACCCCAAUUGCAAGCCUUAAAAACUUUGGAAUAAAUCAAAAUGAGGUUAUAAAUGAUAUAAAACCAUUAUAAGCUAAUUGUCUGUUUUUUUAUAGCUACGAACAUUCUUGGGUGUGGUAUAAUUUAUGACUGUUUUUCCUAGAACCCGUGUUUUCUUUUGUCUAUUAUUACUGUUUAAUAAAGUUAUUUGAUAAAUGUU
This is a messenger RNA of Mytilus californianus (California mussel), 1176 nucleotides long. RefSeq lists its product as uncharacterized. The record is from RefSeq and is a predicted model, not a curated record. Bases 43 to 711 code for a protein of 222 amino acids. NCBI's taxonomy places the organism in Eukaryota, Metazoa, Mollusca, Bivalvia, Mytilida, Mytilidae. The transcript is spliced from 5 exons.